AUGUUUAGACUUGGUCAGUAUUUACUCAUUUUGUCAGUAAUUUCUAUAUUGCUCAAAUCAUGUGAUGCGAGUUUCUUAAAUUCGACAUGGAACAAAAUUGUACAACGAGUAACAAGUGGUUUACAUUUUUCAGAGUAUUCUACUUUGAUUUAUAUUUAUUGAUAUAUAACUGGCUCAGAAGUUGCAUUCUAGAUACGGAAAAUCUUCGUGAAGUAUUCUAUCCAAGUGAAUAUGAUGAUAUAUAAGUUGUAAUAUGAUUUUGAUGUAAUUGCAUAAAUCAAGUAAAUCAAGUACACUAUAACUAUUAACUAGUUCUAAA
This is a messenger RNA of Schistosoma margrebowiei, 319 nucleotides long. Lineage: Eukaryota; Metazoa; Platyhelminthes; Trematoda; Strigeidida; Schistosomatidae. The record is from the annotation of a GenBank genome assembly.